Molecule: messenger RNA, 7594 nt
Organism: Oncorhynchus kisutch (coho salmon)
Lineage: Eukaryota; Metazoa; Chordata; Actinopteri; Salmoniformes; Salmonidae
Gene: znf831
Product: zinc finger protein 831
Exons: 5
Coding region: 309-7454 (2381 amino acids)
Source: RefSeq, a predicted model, not a curated record
GCAUAGAACACAGUCUAAUACACAGCACAACUCGGCAGUUUGAUGUAAUUUACCUAUCUAUCACUGUAGCCACUGCAAGAAAGCGUUUCCAACUAACGGCUCUGCUUGUAAGAGAUACAGGAUAAUCUUUGGAAAAAGUGGACGGAGAUUGUUGGUUACCAUGCCAACACUAACCGUGGUUCCUCGGAGCAGCAGGCUGUUGUCGUGGAGACCAGAAUCUAACAAGAGGCUUCAACCACCCAGGGAGAAUAAUAUGAAAAGUAAUUAAACAACAGACCUUGUGUCAGAACAUUGGCAGUGCUGUUACCAUGGAGACUGGCAAGCGAGGCUUGGUGAAUGUGAUAGCGCCUGGCAGCAGCUCCGUGUCAGAGCAGAGAGAGAACAGCAUCAACAACAGCAUGCCACUCCGGGCUCCUCUAACCACCUUGUUCCUUCACACAGUGCCAGGCCUUUCUUCACACCCCCAGGCUCAGCCAGCUGCCUCCUUGGACUCCACGACCCUUCGUUUGUCCAUCCCUCAGCAGGGCUCCACAGACUCCCUACCCUUCCUGACUCUCCACCUACCAGCCAGGCUGCAGCUGCACCAGCAGGCCCCACAAUCAGGCCUGGGGGCGCAUGUGUCCCUGAGGGCCUCUGUGUCUGCAGCCAGACCCUCUAGGUCCGCUGGGAAGCACCUGUGUCCUCACUGCGGCCGGGACUGCAUGAAGCCCAGUGUCCUGGAGAAACACCUGCGCUGCCACACCGGGGAGCGGCCCUACCCCUGCACCACCUGCGGCAUCUCUUUCAAGACCCAGAGCAACCUCUACAAGCACCGCCGCACACAGGCCCACGCACGCCUCAGCUCCGGGUCAGGGCAGAGGUCGCUCGGAUCUCUGGGCAGUUUACAAGGUCACUCCUCCCUGAGCAGCAUGGACACUCUGCAGGGACACCAAGCCAGUCUGCAAGGUCACUCAUCCCUGGGAUCGAUGGACAGUCUGGGCAGUCUACAGGGCCAUUCCUCUGUGAGCAGCUUGGACAGUCUACAGGGCUAUUCCUCCCUGGGCAGUCAGGACAGUCUGCAGGGACACCGUCUGCAAGGUCACCAGGACAGUCUAUUCAGUUUACAGGGUUCCAGGGAUACCCUCACCUCCAGCCCCUCUCUAGAUAACCUCAGCCAGGACCCAGGUAGUCUGGAGAAUGGCAGCUCUCUCUCUGCUACCACCAACCUCUCCCCCAGCCUUGGCCAGAGGAGUGGGACAGAAACAGGUAGAGACACAGACAGAGACACAGGCUGGGCCCUGCAGCAGGCUGGGUUAGAGGGUCUCCUCCUGGCUGCUGGGGGGAGCCAGAGUAUAGAGUUAUCCAAGAGGAGGAGAGAAGCGGAGGAUACGAGGGAUGAACUGAGAGAGAGCAGGAAGGAUAAAGAUAGAGAGAAGUCAGUGUUGACCCUGUCCCGCCACCUCCCGCUGCGGAGACAGCAGGCUGCCAUCUUGUCUCAGUGGGAGGGUUCUCUGGCUAGGGGGAUGGCCCAGAACCAAGACAACUUCCUGUCUAGAGGGAAGUCCCAGAGCCACGACAGCACAGACUCUGGCUACAGCGAGACCUCCAGCCCUGGGUCUGGACCAUACAACCCUGGGUCUGGCCUACACAACCACAACCCUGAGUCUCGACCACACAACCCUGUGUCUGAACUACACAACCACAAUCCUGUGUCUGGACUACACAACCCUGGGUCUGGAACACACAACCACAACCCUGGGUCUGGAACACACAACCACAACCCUGGGUCUGGAACACACAACCACAACCCUGGGUCUGGACCACAAAGCCACAACCCUGGGUCUGGACCCCACAACUCUGGGUCUGGACCACACAACCCUGGGUCUGGACCACACAAAAACAACCCUGGGUCUGGACCACACAACCCUGGGUCUGGACCACACAAAAACAACCCUGGGUCUGGACCACACAGCCCUGGGUCUGGACCACACAAUCCUGGGUCUGGACCACACAACCCUGGGUCUGGACCACACAACCACAGCAUGGAGUCAGUGGCAGAGUCUAGUAUGGAGAUACACGACCAGCAGGACACCUUCCACACACAGCCUGAUCAAACUAACACCACACACACACAUACACUCACACAGCCUUCACACACACCCACACAGCUAAACGCCACACACACACCCACACAGCCAGAACUCACCGUGUCUCAGCCCAGGAGCACAGUUUCAGUCCAGGCCCAGCAGAGUCUUGAAGAGAGAAUCUCCAAGCUGAUCUCAGAGAACGAUGCAGUGGUGGAGGACAAACACCUGAACACAGUCCGACCCAGGAAGACCCUCUUGUCCAAACAGGGCAGCAUCGACCUGCCAAUGCCCUACACCUACAAAGAUUCCUUCCACUUCGAUAUGAAGACCAGCAACAGGCCUCCUACAGCCACCGCUGGGAUGGCCUGGCAGAGAGGGGACAGGGGAGGAGGGUGGCCAGGUCUGUAUAGUUCGGUACCUACCCAGACCUCCACCAGCCUGGAGCAGGGGCAUCAUGCCCCCCUGACCCGUAGUAGCUCCCUGCCCCACUGUGUGGGCCUUCAGGGUACAGUCAGAGCCAGCUCGGCCUCUCCUCACAACCCCCAUCCUCACCAAAGAGACUGGCUAUACCUGGGCCGUAAGGGCAGCUCUGGACUACUUUAUCCAGUAGGCUUUGCCACCAAGUCUGUUGACCGUCGCGCAUCAGGCCACCGCAUGCUGGUCAGACAGGCGGCCGUGGACAACCUCCCGACGGACGGACCAUUGACGUUAGCAGCCAGCGACAAUGUCAUUCCCUGCGGUCUUGGCUCAGAUGGAGACGGAGGCGUGGAUGGAGAGCUGAGUAGAAAGAGUGGUAGGAAGAAGUCCCAGAAGUUUGCCUACAGUAAGUGGUACAAGUAUGGAGGAGGAGGAGGAGGGACGUUCACAAAGCUCUACAGCCCAGAGAAGGCAGCUGAUCCUGGUAUGUUGAAGGCUAAAAGGUCAUUAGCUGGUCUGGAGCCAGAGAGGGUCCUGGGGGUUCAGAGAGGCCCAGCAGUAAGCAGAGACCUGGUGACAUCACUGGUCUCAAGUAGUGCCACUGUGUGUCUUCCAUCCUGUCUCCAAGACAACCUUUCACCUGUCAAUCAUGUCCACUCAUAUCGAAUGCCCAGUCAUCUCCAUAACACACCCACUUCCUGUCUCACACCCAGUCAUCUCCAUACCACACCCACUUCCUGUCUCACACCCAUUCAUCUCCAUACCACACACACAUCCUGUCUCACACCGAGUCAUCUUCAUACCACACCCACUUCCUGUCUCACACCUGGUCAUCUUAAUACCACACCCACUUCCUCUCUCAAACAUCCCCUCCAGAGAACCCAGUCAGUCUCAAAAGAAGCGUUUUCUAACAGGACUGACUGUGUGUCUAUGACAGUGACCCACCAGGAGAAACACACCAACUGUGUGUCUCAACGAUGUGGAAGCCAUGUUCCCUCAGAGAGGAAGAAGCAGAAGAUUGAGAAUAACGUCUGUCUUCUGGAGGGAGGAGGAGGCCUACACAGCAGCAGUAAACUGAACCAACUCUCAUCCUCAGUCAGAGGUGGGAUAGACAAGCCCUCCUCCUCCUCUGAUUCAGCCAAGACCAGUUUCCUCCCUAAGUACCAGUUGAGGCUUCCUACAGACUCAGGGCCUACGGGCCUCACCCAAACACAACCUAGAGGCCCUGUCAGGGUUUCAUCAGUCACAGGCGUAGGACAGGGUCAGGGCAGGUUUGCUACACCUGUGACAGCUUUAGAUCAAAGCCAGUCUGCUACACCUGUGACAGCUCUAGAUCAAAGCCAGUCUGCUACACCUGUGACAGCUCUAGAUCAAAGCCAGUCUGCUACACCUGUGACAGCUCUAGAUCAAAGCCAGUCUGCUACACCUGUGACAGCUCUAGUUCAAAGAAAGUCUGCUUCACCUGUGACAGCUCUAGAUCAAAGCCAGUCUGCUACACCUGUGACAGCUCUAGUUCAAAGCCAGUCUGCUACACCUGUGACAGAUCUAGAUCAAAGCCAGUCUGCUACACCUGUGACAGCUCUAGUUCAAAGCCAGUCUGCUACACCUGUGACAGCUCUAGUUCAAAGCCAGUCUGCUACACCUGUGACAGAUCUAGAUCAAAGCCAGUCUGCUACACCUGUGACAGCUCUAGUUCAAAGCCAGUCUGCUACACCUGUGACAGAUCUAGAUCAAAGCCAGUCUGCUACACCUGUGACAGCUCUAGAUCAAAGCCAGUUUUCUACACCAGUGACAGCUCUAGAUCAAAGCCAGUUUGCUACCAUCACAGCCACAGCGCUGAAGCAAUCUGCCACACCACCCACAGCCUUAGUACAGAGCAUGCCCUGGAAAACAUCAGUACAUGGUCAGUGCCCUACAGCCAACACCACUUCCACAAAAACCCUCCACCCUGCUCUCACAGUAGCAGACCAUGUCAACCCUCUAACUUAUGUUACAACAGAGGUCAACCCUCCGUGUCAUACGAUAGCAGCUUUAGCAUGCCAUACCAUACCAUUCACUAAAACACAGUCAUCACCAUACCAUACAUCAGUAGCAUACCCUGCUAUACCAUUCACUGUUAGUCACAGCAGCCAGUCAGAGGGUCAGAAAGUGUUCCAUGUGAGGACAGCGGACCUCCACAUCUGUCUCCAGCUCAUCUCAGACGAACAGCUGGCGCUCAUACAGCCUCAGAUAGAAGGACAGGAUACAACAUCAGAGCCUCAGAUAGAGAAACAGGAUAUGACAUCAGAGACAGGGCCUUCUCAUGGUGGCGUCCAUGGAGCGAUGGGAGUAGCGGUGGAUCCAGUAGGAACCACAAUGAAAAAGGAAGCGCUCCAAACCAGCUCAUGUAUUCUACCUGACGCUGAAACACAGGGGGGGACAGCGAAGCAUGUGACACAGGAAGUAACUGGAACUUUAGAUCCAGUAGAACCUUCUUCAUCACAACAUGAGAACAACAGAGGUUUCUCUGGCGAUAAAGAGUGGCAGCAUUCAGCAGCAGUAUGUUGUCAUGACCUGGACCAUCCCUCAACAGACACCCUCUGUAGUCCUGGAACUCCUCUCACUCAGACGGACAGAUCAGACAUGACGGAAGCUGCUCCUCUAACCAACACAGAGCAGCAACUGUCUCGUAAUGGCUAUAUUUCACUUGAACCACCUGACCCAGGACUAUCUUUCCAGAACCACCCAGACACCAACACCGUCCUAGAGACUACUGGACUAUCUUUCCAGAACCACCCAGACACCAACACCGUCCUAGAGACUACAGGAGUAUUUCCUCAGAACCACCCAGACUCCAACACCUUCCUAGAUACUACAGGGCUAUAUCCUCAGAACCACCCAGACUCUGUCAACAUGACUCCAGCUCUGCCUCACAACCGGGGUGCCCAGUCUAGAACUCUCCAGAACCACCCAGACACCAACACGGUCACAAUGCUUCUUCAGAACCACAUAGACACUAGCAAUGUGGCUCCAGUCAGUCUAUCUCUGCCUCUAUUUCUCCCGCCGAGGACACCCGGUGGUGUAGCUUCUGCCUCUCUGGGAGGUGUGGAAUCAGCCAGGAGUCAGACAGACAGAGGAGAAGAACAAGGCCUUCCUCUGCACCUCCUCCUUUCUUCAGACAGGACAGUCAGUGAAGUAGUCAGCCCCUCUCAUCAGGUCUGGUCUGAACAGGGCGUCAGUAAAGUAGUCAGCCCCUUUCAUCAGGUCUGGUCUGAACAGGGCCUUGAUACCACUGAGAACAGUGUUGUCAUCCUCCCUAGCAACGCUGUUUCGUCUCUCUACAAUCAUGUCUGGGACAGUUCUGGGGAACCCAACUCAGCUGGACCACUGGUCUGUACUGGGCUGCCAGCUGGAGAACCCAACUCAGCUGGAAUACUGGUCUGUACUGGGCUGCCAGCUGGAGAACCCAACUCAGCUGGAACACUGGUCUGUACUGGGCUGCCAGCUGGAGAACCCAAAUCAGCUGGACCACUGGUCUGUACUGGGCUGCCAGCUGGAGAACCCAACUCAGCUGGAACACUGGUCUGUAUUGGACUGCUAGCUGGAGAACCCAACUCAGCUGGACCACUGGUCUGUACUGGGCUGCCAGCUGGAGAACCCAACUCACCUGGACCACUGGUCUGUACUGGACUGCUAGCUGGAGAACCCAACUCAGAUGGACCACUGGUCUGUACUGGGCUGCCAGCUGGAGAACCCAACUCACCUGGACCACUGAUCUGUACUGGGCUGCCAGCUGGAGAACCCAACUCACCUGCAGUCAACCACAGCCUCACAGCAGGAACCAAGAAGAGCUGUGACAGAGGAAGAGAUGAGGUGGAGAAGAGAGGAGAUGAGGAGGAGGAAGACUCCAGAAGAACGAGUCUGAAAGAUGAAGAGGUGUUAGAGGAGAGGGAAGAGGUGUUGGAAGAGAGUGAGGAGAAGGAGGAGAGGGAGGAGUGGGAGGAGAGGGUGGAGAGGGUGGAGAGGGAUGAGAGGGAGAAGAGGAAAGAGGUGUUAGAAGAGGGGUUGGAAGAGAGCGAGGAGAGAGAUGAGAGGGAGAAGAGGGAACAGGUGUUCAAAAAGAGGGAGGACAGGGAGGUGUUCAAGGAGAGGGAGGAGAGAGAAGAGAGGGAAGAGGUGUUGGAAGAGAGGGAAGAGAGAGAAGAGAGGGAGGAGAGAGAAGAGGUUUUGGAAGAGACGGAGGAGAGUGAGGAGACAACGGAAACACCUGGCCAUACCUCUGAUGGGUUUAGAGGAGAGGAUGAAGCAGAUUCCCGUCACGGCAUCUGGACAUCGCUGCCACUUUACAGUCAUCUAUAUCAGACACCAACCAACAUGUCUCACAACCUUUCAAAGGCCCCUCAGCAGCAGAUCAACUUAACUUCAGAAAAAGACCCGUCGUAUAACCAACAGACCAGCUCUUCAAAUGACCCUGAACCCACCACCCUGACACCACCACGGACCAGCUCUUCAAAUGACCCUGACCCCACCACCCUGACCCCACCACGGACCAGCUCUUCAAAUGACCCUGACCCCACCACACUGACCCCACCACGGACCAGCUCUUCAAAUGACCCUGAACCCACCACCCUGACCCCACCACGGACCAGCUCUUCAAAUGACCCUGAUCCCACCACCCUGACCCCACCACGGACCAGCUCUUCAAAUGACCCUGAACCCACUGUAUGCCACAGCACCCCAGUCUUUAGUGAUACCAGCAGGGCAGGACAGACACACCCCUUCCCUACAGCACAGUGUGUGAGCAGGUUUAGGGUCCCUACAACAGAGUGUGUGAGCAGGUUUAGGGCCCCUACAGUAGACUGUUUGAGCAGGGUUAGGGCUCAUACAGCAGACUGUGUGAGCAGGGUUGGGGGAGUGCAGAGUAGUAGCCUGGAGGACCAAGAGGACAGUAGCAGUAGUGAUGAUGAAGGGAAACUGAUUAUUGAGCUUUAGACAGGAAUUAGAUUUUCUACAUGGAAUACAGACAGACUGGAAGAGGGGAGGAGGGGAGGAGGAGAGAAGGGGUGGAGGGAGGAGAGGGAGGACAGGAGAGGAGAGAGGGAGGAGAGAAGGGGAGGGUAGAGGGUGAAGGG